Messenger RNA from Fundulus heteroclitus (mummichog), 2603 nucleotides. It is a transcript of the gene il20rb, whose product is annotated as cytokine receptor family member B16. NCBI's taxonomy places the organism in Eukaryota, Metazoa, Chordata, Actinopteri, Cyprinodontiformes, Fundulidae. Gene Ontology annotation, molecular function: interleukin-20 binding. Bases 233 to 1126 code for a protein of 297 amino acids. The record is from RefSeq and is a predicted model, not a curated record. The transcript is spliced from 7 exons.
GCGUCCGGGCACGCAGCAUUUUCUCUGUAGAUCACCGGCAGAUCGCAGCGUUUGAGCCGGAGCUCCAGACACUGAGCAACGUCAGAUGGCUUAGAGCGGCGCCUCGCUGGGAGCGUGGUCCCUCGCCUGCUGCAGGAGCAGAAAGGUGUUUUUGUUCCUCCAGCGCCGGCAGACUGGAUGCAGCUCACAUGAGCGACCGUUCUUCUUCACCGGGGACAGGAACUGCGUGGGGAUGAGGCUGAGAGGGAGCAGGAAGCUGCUGCUGAUGGUCAUCCUGCUGGAGUUUACCAACGACGUCUGGACGCUGCCGGCUCCUGGGAGCGUCUUCAUGGACUCGGCCAACAUGAGACACGUCCUGAGGUGGACGCAGCCCAAGGCCUCCUGCAACACCACGCUGCUCUACUCCGUCCAGUACCAGGGGGAGUUUGAGCUCCACGUGAAGAACGGCAGCUGGAUGAAGACCCCUGACUGCCAGAGGAUCGCCCUCGCUCACUGCGACCUGACCCUGGACCUGGGCUCCGACUCCGACUACAACCUGCGGGUCCAGGCGCAGUGUGGCUCCAAGCUCUCAGUCUGGGCCAAGUUCCAGUUCAACAGGAACAACGUGACGCCUCCCGUUCCAGAGAUAAAGGUGACGACGGCAGGCGAUGCUCUUCUGGUGUCGAUCCGAAAGUUUCCUCUGACGGCCGCCACCAGAGUGAAGGUGUGGAAGAACGAUGAAGAGCAGCAGGCCGAGGAUUAUUCGCUGCCAGCGGACCAGGAGGCGCUGAAGGUCCCCGACCUGCAGGAGGGAGCCGUGUACUGCGUCAGGGCUCAGGUUUUCCUCAAGUCAGGCAUGCAGAGUGGAUACACCGACCGGCACUGCGUGUCCAUCACAGGUCCCGGGGCUCCGGCGUGGAAGCAGCCAACCGCUGUGACUGUGACUGUGGUCAUCAUGUUGGGUCUCUUGGUUGUUCUGUUCUGGUCCGUCAUCCACUGCCCUCCAGGCUCCUGUCAGAAGUACUUCCAGAAGGAGCCGCUGCCACCGUCUCUGAAAGAAAUCUCUGGUCUCCAGAUCACGAUCCACCAUCAGGGGGAGGAACUCUGUGAGGACACCCCCCGCCUGCUGAGUGCUGCACAAACGUGACUGAGGCGCACGCUGCGACCGCCACACGUUGGAAGAGGACGGCUAAAAGCUGAUUGGAACGCAACGCCAAGGAACCUGCUUUCAUCAACAAUGCCCCGCAGCGAGGAUUGACCAGGUCAGGUCCAGGUCCAGAUCAGCUUCAGGUUCAGGUCUGGGUCUGGGUCCAGGUCCAGCUGGCUGAAGGAGGCGGUUCAGGAGGUCCUUCCUGGUUUAAUGAAGACACAGAAGCUGCAGGUGGAUGGACAUGAUGACCGUCUCCAGCAGGACUGAAUGUUGUGCAGAGCAAGAAGGUCAAAGUUCACUUCCACAGCAUCUUUAUUUAUAUCUUUUCUUUUCACAGGCAGUCGAAUAUUUGCCAGCUGACACAGACAGAAGAGACGAUUCAUUGAGUAAAGCCAUAAAAAACUGCCUGUAAAAGAUUAAAAACACUGUUUGUUUUUACAAAUUUCAAGGAAAUGCUUUUAAAUGUUUUUAUGUAUAAAAGUUGUAUAUAACAUUUUCCUACCUCUCUUAAAGAACCAGGUUUUACAGGUUCUAUGUUUUUAUCUUCCCACCCUAACAGGUUCAUCAUUAAAGCUGACCUGAUCUACCAGGGGGAUUUUACAUCAGAUAAAAAGGUUACAGAUCCUCUGGAUCACAAUGUCAUGGGGGGGGGGGGGGGGGGGGUGAUAGCACGGCACAGUUAGAUGUGUGUUUACUAGAUAAUGAAGGAGUUUUACUGUUGAACUGUUAUUCAAAGGGCAGCAUUACUGUGUCAUUUUAUUUCAAAGAUUAUUAUGAGUGAGUUAUUGUUUAGUCAUAAAAAUGUGUGUGAAAUACAUGAUUAGGAUGUUAUUUAACACGUUAAUGUUACGACUAAACCUAACCUUAACACUGGACAUCCAUGGACGAUUGUUUGCCCUAAUUUAACCUAGAAAAGCCAUAAAGGCUGGAGGUUUUUAUUUCACAUCCAAACUUUACUCCAAAGAAAUAUGCUGUGUUGCCUUUUUGAUCAACAAUAACAGCUUUUCAGCCACAUUUACACUUCAUUGACCUACAAAGCAAACCUGGCUUUUCUGCCUCGUUUCAUUCAGAGGGUAUUAAAGGUUUCUGUGUGUAAGGCUUUAAAAAACAUCACAAAUUCAUGUUUGUCAUCCUGAUUUGAUUGAUUUAAAGAAACGUACGGCUUCCCCCAUAAAAAUCACAAAAGCUUGAUGUUGGGAACAGCGCUUUCUGGAGACUAAAACAAUUAUUUGUUAAAGAGCUUUUGUUUUCAUUUACCUUCAAGUUGUAUUACGUUUUUUUAAGGGAUGACAUUUAAAAUAUGUUUGUUUUGUCAAUUUAAACAUGCAAAAAGGAAAAACAGAAUUCUUACUUUUAUUGUAUAAUUAUUCUCCUGUAUGUUCAGCCUAGUUUUGUCAAGGUUUAUUAAAAGACAUUGUUACAUGUCAGUGGUUCAACAAAAGAAAAACUUGAAUAAACUGCAUGAUUCAAAGCA